CCCGAAAGACUUGCCCGAAAGACUUGCCCGAAAGACUUGCCCGAAAGACUUGCCCGAAAGACUUGCUGGUUCCGAGGACCGGCCCGGUUCCCCCUCGGACCGCGAUGCCAGUCCUACUCAACGCCGACGUGUCUUUCAGCUCCAAGCAGGAGUUGCUGGACCUGCAGGACUGUCCCCUCAAUGGGGGGCCGUCCCCGGACACCCCCAGUCCAGUGGACUCCCAGACCAGCAGCCCAGUCGGCCCCGCGCGGCCCCCCAUCUACACCGGGGCGUCCACGCUCUACAGGCUGGGGUCUCAGUCCGGUCCGGAGACCCCCCCUCUGGGGCUGAAGCUCCGGUCCCCCGACCCGGACCAGCUCUGCGGGUGGGGGGCCCUGACGCCCCGGAUCCUGCAGGUCUUCAACACGCCCCGCUGGGUGCUGGUCUUCCUGUGCGCGGCGUCCUUCCUGCAGGGCAUGAUCAUCAACGGCCUGGUCAACACGGUGGUGACGUCCAUCGAGCGGCGCUUCGACCUGCGCAGCUACCAGGCCGGCCUGAUCGCCAGCGCCUACGACAUCGCCGCCUGCGUGUGCCUGGCCUUCGUCAGCUACUUCGGGGGGACGGGCCACAAGCCCCGCUGGCUGGGCGGGGGCGUCCUGGUCAUGGCCCUGGGCUCCCUGGUCUUCGCCCUGCCCCACUUCACCACGCCGCCCUACCUGGUGGACCUGCCGGCGCAGACCGGGCUGUGCCCCGCCAACCGCACCGGCGACCAGUGCCGGGACGGGGACGCCGCCACCAGCGCCGGGGGCGGGCUGUCCGGCUACCGCUUCGUCUUCAUGCUGGGCCAGUUCCUGCACGGCAUGGGGGCCACGCCGCUUUACACGCUGGGGGUCACCUACCUGGACGAGAACGUCAGCUCCGCCUACGGGCCCGUCUACAUCGGGAUCUUCUACACGGCGGCCAUCGUGGGUCCGGCGGCCGGGUACCUGCUGGGCGGAUACUUCCUCAACAUCUACACCGAGAUCCACCUGACGACCGAGAUGACCCCGGAGAACCCCCACUGGGUCGGCGCCUGGUGGGUCGGGUUCCUGGCCGGAGGAGCGGCGGCCCUGCUGGUGGCGUUCCCCGUCCUCGGUUACCCCCGGCAACUCCCAGGGUCCCAGGAGCGGGUGGCCAUGCGGGUCUCGGAGGCCCACCAGCUGAAGGACGGGAGCCACACCACCGCCGCCGACCCGCAGUUCGGAAAGUCGGUCAAGGACAUGCCAAGGUCGGUGCUGCUGCUCCUCAAGAACCCCACCUUCCUGUUCCUGUGCCUGGCCGGCGCCACCGAGGCCACGCUCAUCGCCGGCAUGUCCACCUUCGGGCCCAAGUUCCUGGAGUCGCAGUUCAGCCUCAGCGCGUCGGAGGCCGCCACCUGGUUCGGGUACAUGGUGGUGCCAGCAGGGGGCGGCGGCACCUUCCUGGGCGGCUACAUCGUGAAGCGGCUGAACCUGCGCUGCCGCGGCAUCAUCCGCUUCUGCAUGAUGUGCGCCGUGGUCAGCCUGCUGGCCAUCUUCAUCUUCCUCAUCCACUGCCCCAACGUGCCCAUGGCCGGCGUCACCGCGCCUUACCGGGCCGGCCCGGUGGAGGGACGUCAGCCGGACCACCUGUACGACCGACCGAGCCAGGCGCCGCCCACAAACAGCUCGUCGGUGGACGACCGGCUGACGGCCGGCUGUAACGCGGCCUGCGAGUGCGUCAGAGAGCAGUACAACCCGGUGUGCGGAGCCGACGGCGUCAUGUACUACUCGCCCUGCCACGCUGGCUGCACCUCCGUCAACCACACCCACCCGUCCACGGGCCGCCAGGUGUACUCCGGCUGCAAGUGCAUUCUGGGUAACGGGUCCCGGGGCGAGGGCCUGGCCCUGACGGGGAAGUGCAGCAGCUCCUGCCACCACAUGCCGGCCUUCCUGUCGCUGCUGUUCGUCGUCAUCUCCUUCACCUUCCUGUGCAGCAUCCCGGCGCUGACCGCCACGCUCAGGUGUGUCCCGGACAGCCAGAAAUCCUUCGCUCUCGGCAUCCAGUGGAUCGUGGUCCGGACCCUCGGUGGGAUCCCGGGGCCCAUCGCCUUCGGCUCGGUGAUCGACAUCUCCUGCCUGCUGUGGCAGGACCAGUGUGGAGACCAGGGAUCCUGCUACCUGUACCACAACCACGCCAUGAGCCAGUACACGCUGGUGGCCGGGAUCAUCUACAAGGUGAUGGGGACCAUCUUCUUCCUGGUGGCCAGCGUUCUGUACCAGCCCCCCCCGGAGUCGCCCCAGAGCAGCUGCGACAGCACGGACCAGGACCUGGGACCCGUCAAAGACCUGGACCGGGUCAGAGACCUGGACCGGGUCAGAGACCUGGACCCGGUCCAGGACCUGCCGGUCAAAGACCUGCCCGGGGACGGAGGCGUCAUCGUCAACCUGCACGCCCGCUUAUGACGUCAGAGACCGGAACCACGUUGUAGUCUAGAUCUUAGUGGAAAAGAAGCCCCAGAAUGCCUUUCUGCUGACACACACACACACACACACACACACACACACACACACACACACACACACACACACACACACACACACACACACACAC
Cololabis saira (Pacific saury) is the source of this 2589-nucleotide messenger RNA. RefSeq names its product solute carrier organic anion transporter family, member 4A1 (gene slco4a1). Gene Ontology annotation, biological process: sodium-independent organic anion transport; transmembrane transport. Gene Ontology annotation, cellular component: membrane. The transcript is spliced from 12 exons. Gene Ontology annotation, molecular function: protein binding. NCBI's taxonomy places the organism in Eukaryota, Metazoa, Chordata, Actinopteri, Beloniformes, Belonidae. The coding region runs from base 105 to 2441 and encodes 778 amino acids. The record is from RefSeq and is a predicted model, not a curated record.